Messenger RNA from Solanum dulcamara, 5038 nucleotides. Its product is annotated as KH domain-containing protein At4g18375-like. Lineage: Eukaryota; Viridiplantae; Streptophyta; Magnoliopsida; Solanales; Solanaceae. The record is from RefSeq and is a predicted model, not a curated record. Gene Ontology annotation, molecular function: mRNA binding. Gene Ontology annotation, biological process: regulation of gene expression. Gene Ontology annotation, cellular component: cytoplasm; nucleus. The coding region runs from base 144 to 2006 and encodes 620 amino acids. The transcript is spliced from 8 exons.
UCUGGUCAAAAGAGAAAGCCCAAUACCAAACGAACCAAACCGGUCUGAACCAUUUCAUUUAUCACAAAACUAAAAACCCUAAUUUUGGAAUAUCGUCACAGUAACCUCACGACUCAUCACAGGGGUAAUUAUUGUAUUUCAUUAUGGGUGAGACUGGAAAAAGAUCGCGUAGGGAUGACGGGGAUAACAAGAACCAGAAGAGGAGGACAGACAGAGAUGAGAAAGGCGAUGAUGAGCUAAUAGUUUACAGAAUUCUGUGCCCAAAUAAUGUGAUUGGCAGUGUUAUUGGAAAGAAUGGAAAAGUUAUAAAUUCGAUUAGGUCGGAGACCAAGGCAAAGGUCAAGGUGGUGGAUCCAUUUCCAGGUGCUAAGGAUAGAGUUAUAAUCAUUUAUUGCUAUGUAAAGGAAAAGGAAGAUGUUGAGGUCGAUCAGGAGUUCAAUGAGAAAAAACCUCUUUGCACGGCUCAGGAUGCUCUUCUCAAGGUUUAUACAGCAAUUGCAAAUGCUUUAGCUGCAACUGGAGAAUCUGAUAAGAAGCGGAAGGAUAAAGAGGAGUGUCAGCUUCUUGUUCCUUCAAGCCAAUCUGCUAAUAUCAUUGGUAAAUCUGGUACCACCAUAAAGAAGUUGAGAAGCAGGAUGAGGGCCAAUAUUAAAGUAGUUGCCAGAGAUGCUAGUGAUCCAACACAUUCCUGUGCACUCGAAUUUGAUAACUUUGUUGUGAUAACUGGUGACCCAGAAUCUGUCAGGAGAUCACUCUUUGCUAUUUCUGCAAUCAUGUACAAGUUCACACCUAAGGAAGAAAUUCCUCUUAAUACCAAUGUUCCUGAAGUUCGUCCAAGCAUUAUUAUCCCUUCAGAUGUUCCCAUAUAUCCAGCAGCUGGGAUUUAUCCAAGUGUGGAUCCUAUUAUGCCGUCUCGAUCUGUUCCAUCUGUUUUGGGUACCACACACAUACCAGAGCUUCCAGGUUAUGUGAAUGCAGGAAGCACAUGGCCUAUUUAUUCUUCUGCUCUUCCCAUGGUUUCUGGUUACAGUGGUGCCUCUCAAACAGAGGAAUUGACUAUUAGAGUGUUGUGUCCAACUAACAAUCUUGGUCGUGUUAUUGGCAAGGGAGGAGCUUCUAUUAAAAGUGUAAGGCAAACAAGUGGAGCUCGUAUCGAGGUUUGUGAUGCCAAAGCUGAUCGUGAUCUGUGCAUUAUCACAGUCAUUUCCACUGAGUCAGUGGAUGAUCUUAAAUCCAUGGCAGUUGAAGCUGUACUGCUGCUGCAAGGGAAAAUAAAUGACGAAGAUGAGGAUACUGUAACUUUUCGUCUACUUGUUCCAUCAAAGAUUAUUGGAUGUAUCAUUGGGAAAGGUGGUUCAAUCAUUAAUGAAAUCCGGAAGAGAACUAGAGCUGAUGUACGUAUUUCAAAAGGCGAGAGGCCCAAAUGUGCGGAUUCAAAUGAUGAACUUGUUGAGGUAUCUGGGGAAAUUAGUAGUGUGAGGGAUGCCCUUAUCCAGAUUGUACUGAGGCUCAGAGAUGAUGUUAUAAAAGGCCGUGAAGGUAAUCAUAAUCUCUCUGCAGGUGCUGAUUCUUCACACGCUGGUGGUACCAGUUUUUCAUUGGCUCCAGUGUUGCCCAAUGUUCCUCCAGCUGCUCCUUUGAGCUAUGACCAUAGGAUUGAAUCUGGGAAUGGUGUUGGAAUGCGUUCUUCGGGCAGCCGCUAUGGUCAGGAGUCGCUCUCGAUGGGAGACGAUGGCUAUGGAACGUUCUCUUCAUAUUCAUCGAAGUUAUAUGGCGCAUUGCCUCCACCCUCAGCUGUAGAGAUGGUUAUCCCAGGACAUGCGGUCGGUAAAGUUAUGGGUAAAGGUGGCUCAAACAUAGAUAAUAUCCGCAAGAUAUCUGGAGCAUCUGUGGAUAUAAUCGAUUCCAAAUCCUCUCGAGGUGAUCAGAUUGCUAUAAUAUCUGGUACGCAGGAACAGAAGCGUGCUGCUGAGAACUUGAUUCAGGCAUUCAUAAUGGCGACUUGAGCAAUAAGGACACAUCUCCUUUCUGAAGGUGCGACCUUGACUAAAUAUCAAGGUUCCUUCUUCAGAAGUUCCUCUCUAGAAUAUGGUAGGUUCUCGUGCUGGAGAGUGUCAUUUUGUGAGGUUUGAUAAAUUUUUUCUCUGUAGGAACGUUUGCAAAGAAUUCAUAUAGUUGGACCGCUUGUUCUGUUUUCUGCCUAUAUAGGUUCAGCCAUGUAGCCUGAUAGGCUCUUUUCAUCUGCGCUGGUUAGAACUUCGUAGGACAUUAUCUUUCCUUUGAUAGUCUGUCAUCAGUUCUUAUCAUUUGAUGAAUAUGGCUUCCAACUUUCUCAUACUUUCCCAUGCUCUGUUAACUUUAUACGGAACUUUAGCUAUUAUCAGCUGUCAAGCUCAUGUUACAUGGAUAUCAGUAUCUUGUUUCUGAUUCCUCUUUGCUCUCAGCUUCUUCAGUAAGAUCAGGUCUUGCUGAUAUGACCUGUAGCUCACGUGCUCACCCUGUGAGUUCGGAUAAAUUCUCUGCUGUGUGCAUUAGCACUAUUAAGUAUAUCCUAAUAACCAGUGAGCAUCUCCAAAUUCUCAAGAUCCUUUAAAGAAGGAAAAUAUCUUGUGCUUAACUUGGGCAAAAACUUUUUACUGCUCCAUAUAAUCAUAGUUCUGCAGUUUCCGGUACCAAUUGCUUCCAAGAUUUCUCAUUGAGUACAUGUUUCUAGCUAAUUUGAUGUCGUCCCUUUCACCUUUUGCUAUCUUGUAUCUAUUUUCGAAAUCUUUCAGUUCAUUAUUCACUUUACUGAAAAAGAAAAGGGAAGACGAAUCUAUUUUACUCUGUCAGCCUUUUAGAUCUUUGAUUCGGAAGAGCAGAACUGAAAUUAAAUUUAGGAACAGAGAAUUAUAAGUGAAAAAGGCAAACAAUUUGUUCAAUUUACUCAUUGAUUGCCUUGUGAGUUGUGAGUAUUGUAUGCACAUGAUAUUGAUCUGCCACCUCUUUGCGUUUUAGUUAAUUACAACUCAAAAUUAUCUUAGUACGAGCAAGAGAAUUUCUUAGAGAAAUCAAUUCCCAAGUCUUUGGACUUUUUCCGUCUAAAUCCUUCAUCAAAAGGUUCUUUUGAGCCUCGUUAAGGAAGGAGAAAUACACUUUUGGACAUCUUUUCACUUGUUUAUGCUUUGUUAUCUCAUCUUUUCUUGGUGAAGGUCAUUGAGUCUUAGUAUAAGACAUGAGCUGUGUAGCAACUUGCUUGUUUAAUAUUUCCAAGCUGUCGACAAUCCACCAAUUAUUCUUAGUAAGUGUUAGCUAAUAUGAAUCCUGUAUCCCUUCUGCUCUAUUCGUGCUUCCUGUAUAGUAAAAAUUUGGUAGUCCUCAGCAUUUUAGAGUUUCUUUAAAUCUCACACUCAUGGUUCACUGGUAAUAUGUCUCUAAUCAUAUUAAAAAGAGACUCUUGGUGAACGCCACCCAGACCCCACUUGUGGGAUUUCACUGGGUAUGUUGUUGUUGUUACUCUUGGUUAACGCCGGACCUAAUGUAAGGUUUAAUCUACCUUUCUCUGUUUAGCUCCAAUCACCAUAGUGUUGCACUUAGACUGAUUGUACGCUCAUGUGGGAUAUGGACAAAUUAUGUUAGGUGUCCUUUCAUGUUAAUAAUCCAUAUGUUGCUUCUUUGCGCACCUUUGUAUGAUGUGAUCAUUUCUAAUAUUUUCCAGUCAACCUAUUGUCUAUCCCUGUUCACAAUACUUGUAAAUCAUUUCUGGUACACUUGUGGACUUCUCUUUUCUAUUCUAUGUUUCUCUUGGUCAAUAAAUAACUACAAAUAUCAUUUGGAGAUCCUUAUUCUGCUCCUUGUGUUUUUAUCAAGGUUCUUGGUAGAAGUAUAAACGACGUUAAAGAACUGCCAGACACAAGUACUAUAAACUAUGUUAUAGAUCUAACAGACAAGUCCAAACUGGUUCUGUCAUCCUCUGAUGUUCAUCCGUAUACUGUCACUCUUUUCCAAUGUUUCAUCGAGGACUCCUAAAUUUAGUACCGUGGCAGUUCAUACAAUUUUAAAUAUCUACUUCGUUGUAUCAUACCAAUGUACUCUCACCACCUGCAUUCUACUCCUUAAUGUUAGAUCAAAUGGCUUCUACACUCUCCCUCUUCCCUUUUGCCAUCAUUCCCUUCCUAAUCUCUUAAAUAUGUUGUUUUGGACAUAAUUAGUGCUUCUGUUUUAUGUAAAGGAUGGUCCUUGCUAAAAUUCUCUAUUUUGAUAGAUUGAGUACCCGGAAUGAACUUUUUCUGUUAUGGAGCUUGGCAGGAUAUUCAGUUCAACUCCAUAUUUUUUGGUCAUCUUUGUUGGACUGAAGGUAUCUAGGUUCACGAUAGGAAAAGAGAAGAGCUCUGGUUUUCAACUCUAGUUUACAGUAUGGUGAUAUUGAUAUUAAAGCUUCCAGGGAGACGUCCUGCUAGGACAUCUACUGCCCAUUUCAUUGCUAGGGAUCAAUUCUAAUCCUCUAUUGAGGCUUGGUUUUUGGUUCAGCGCCAAAAUUUAUGUCAUCUUGUUUGGACCUUUUGGUCUCUGGGGUUAGCAAUUAGAAGACGUCUUAGUAGGGAAGAGCUCUGGCUUCACACCUUAGUUUCCAGUCUGCUGAUGGUCAUAAUUAACCUUCUUGCGAAUAAUCCUUUUAAGGAAUAGGGUAGUAAGCUCUAUUCUUAGGAAAAAGUUUGUCCUGACCCCGUAAGUAGUUUUGAUCUCAUUCUAGGAGUCUGCCCCAUGUCCUCUCGUUCUUGGAGUCUGCCCUAUGUCCUGUGAAGUAUUAGCCCAUGAAGUAUGUAACUUUAGGGAGCUUUGAGGAAUGAGACAUUUUUUUCGAUUAAAUUAGUGAUUGUACAUAUUUGAUUUUUCAUGCUUAUACAAAGUAACAACUGGUCCUUUGUAAAAAAAAGAAUGGAGAAGUAGACGAUGACAUAGAAGUGGUCUCUUUACUUUUUUUGGUGUGUAAUGUUAUGCAGUUUGAAGCUGCUGCUCUAUGUUGAUGAAAGUUCAUUCAUAUCUAUUUGCGUGUGUA